GCAAUCAGAACACCGCAUCAGCAGCCACUGAUAACCACACCAUGUUGACCGAUUACUACCGUAACAAUAUGCAGCAAAUGGAUCAGAAUUCGUCUUUAAACCGACACUCUGAUAAUGGCUAUGGCCAUGGAUCAUAUGGAAGCUUUUCCAAUGAUAACCGAGUACCUCUUGACCGUCCACUGUUCAUCAACACCUCAAUGUCAGCCCAACAGAGAGUGGAUAUCUACCGCCAACUAUCCGACCCACCAAAGGAUAGUGAACCAGCCCUGGCUUUCAACUUUCGUAGCUACUAAGCAGCUACCAAGCCCACCAACCACCACCCACCUGUCGUAUUUUUAUUUCCUAUUGAUCUGAAGAGCUCUAGCUAGCCUAAAAUUCGAAGUUACUCAUUGUUGCCCAGUUGUCGUACUCCUCCUAUAUCCAUUUUUGAAAGUUUUGAACUUUUCGUUUUUUUUUUAUUGCUUGUUUACUUUUGUUUCGUCUCCCAACAAUUCACCAGUUUUACCGAGUUACAGUCCUUCCUAAUUACUUGUAAAUAGAAGUUGAAUCGACUUCGAAAUCUCAAACAAACACGUAGUGUACAAAACUUCAGGUCACUAUGAUUAAGGUUUCUCUUUGCAUACAUACAUCAUACUCCACCCUUACUUGGUACUUGCAACCAGAUAGCUGUAAAUAGCUGCACUUCAUUAUUCCCGGUUAGAAAUUGAAUUCAUUCAAAUAAAGCACACACUCACACUCCAUUUCUUAGACUCGAAUUGUAUUUGUUUUCGUUUUUUUUUGAUAGUAGGAAAUGUAUUUUUCACCUGUCUCCUAGAUCAUCUGGAUUUGCGUGAUGCUGUGCGGUACCUUGUUUUGAUUUUGUUAAUAAUUAAUAAAACGGAUUAUUGCUCA
This is a messenger RNA of Caenorhabditis elegans, 891 nucleotides long. RefSeq lists its product as uncharacterized. Bases 42 to 293 code for a protein of 83 amino acids. The transcript has 2 exons. Lineage: Eukaryota; Metazoa; Nematoda; Chromadorea; Rhabditida; Rhabditidae. The record is from RefSeq and is marked reviewed.